AUGACCGGAAAACAUGCUCUCGUGCUCGGCGCGUCUGGGAUCACCGGAUGGGCCAUCGUCAGGGAGCUUCUUACCGACCACGCGGAUGCCCAGAGGUUCACCACAGUCACUGCCUUGACAAAUCGUCCUCUCCCCGCAAACGUUGCUCGAUGGCCGAAGAGUGACAAGCUCAACGUCGUAGGUGGCAUCGAUCUCUUGAAAGGGAGCCAGGAACAAUUCCAAGAGGCGUUCAAGGCCGGCAUUCCUCAGGUCGACACGGUAACGCACGUUUUCUUCAAUUCGUACAAAUUUUCCACCGACAUGGCCCAACAGUCGCGCGAAAACGCGACCAUGCUUGAAAGAUGUGUCACGGCGAUCGAGACUUUGAGUCCGGGGUUCGAGUUCAUUGUGCUUCCGACUGGCGGCAAGACCUACGGAUUCCAUCUCCUAGACAAUUUUCCCUUUAAAGACCAGCUGCCCCUCAAGGAGACGCUGCCUCGGAUUCCGGAGCCUCACGCGUCUGAACUCUUCUACUACUGGCAGGUCGAUCGACUCAAGAUGCUUUCCGAAGGCAAGAAAUGGACGUACUGCGAAGUACGGCCGGACAUGGUGGUGGGAUUCGUACCCAACAACAACGCCCACUGUCUAGCGCAGAUCCUCACCAUCUACCUCUCGCUCUACGCCCACGUUAACGGCGCGGGAAGCAGUGUCCCGUUCCCCGGAAACGACAAGUCCUGGACGAUCCUGUCCAACGACUCAUCGCAGGACAUCGUGGCCCGGUUCAGCAUCCACGCCGCGCUGCGCCCCGGGACGGCCGGCGGAGGCAGGGCGUUCAACGUAGCAGACCGGGACAGCCCGUCUUCGUGGUCGACCAAAUGGCCCGUCAUCUGCUCCUUUUUCGGGCUGGAGGGCACAGGACCCGCGACAGACGCGCCCCAGCCGGGUUCGUACAUCCAGCAGCACCGAGACGCCUGGAUCCGACUCGCUCGUGACCAUCAGCUGCGCCUGGAGUCUCUGGACAACGAGAUGGCCAAUCCGGGAUUCCAGAAAUACAUCAUGUCGCUGUUCACCUUCGAUCGCACCAUGUCGCUCGAGGCUAUGCGUGAAGUCGGAUUCACUGAAGAAGCCGACGAGCAGAGUUCCUGGUUCUGUGCCUUUGAGAGAUUUCGCGAGGCAAAGAUCAUUCCGUGAGAUAUUCGCUGGGCGGAUUCAUUCCUUUUCUUUC
Phialemonium atrogriseum is the source of this 1204-nucleotide messenger RNA. RefSeq lists its product as uncharacterized. The transcript is spliced from 3 exons. The record is from RefSeq and is a predicted model, not a curated record. Lineage: Eukaryota; Fungi; Ascomycota; Sordariomycetes; Cephalothecales; Cephalothecaceae. The coding region runs from base 1 to 1170 and encodes 389 amino acids.